Haliotis rubra (blacklip abalone) is the source of this 3952-nucleotide messenger RNA. Its product is annotated as protein MON2 homolog. Lineage: Eukaryota; Metazoa; Mollusca; Gastropoda; Lepetellida; Haliotidae. Bases 368 to 2830 code for a protein of 820 amino acids. The record is from RefSeq and is a predicted model, not a curated record. The transcript has 22 exons.
UCCAACAUGGCAGCUUCCUUACGAGAGUAAAUCUGGGAGACGUGUAACAUUUGCAUUUUGAUGUCACAGCUAUUGUUUGUGGCAGUAGAAUAGCACGCUGCCUAGAAAUUCUAUCAGAUUGAUUCUACGUGUUUGUGUGAGGAAAUAACUGUGACAUUUGAUGGUUGUUCAGGAAAAAAAGUGUUUCCAUAAAUGACAGCUUGACAUUCUACGCCUUCCUGUGUUGUCUGCUAGAGACCGAGUAACCGGUGUUUUGAAAGUUCCACAAGUUCUUACACCUCGUAGAGAUAAAUAUUCUGUGUGUCACUACAUGUGACGCUAAGUAAACUUACCGCUGUGAUAAGGCAAUUUGAUAAGUUGGAUCAAUAUGGCGAGUCGAGCUAAAAGCGACCCAGCGGUGGCCAAAAAAUUGUUGGAAAAUCUACAGAAUGACUUACGAACUUUGUCUUCAGACAGCAAGAGGAGACACCCGGAGGUGAAAGAGGCUGCUGAAACCAUUCAGUUGAAGUUAAGGACAAUUGUAUCCAAGAAUGAAAACUUAAUUACAGGCCUGAUCCCAGCAAGUUCUGACAUUGUACAUCCAUUUGUUCUGGGGUGUGAGACAAAGAGUCCCAAACUGGUACACCAGGGUCUGGUUGCCGUGCAAAGACUUAUAUCUCAUGAAGCUAUAUCUACAACUGCAGCAGACAGUAUCAUUACCAUGCUGUGGAUGUUGAUGGAGGGAGGGCUGGAGGAGUUGAAGCUGCUGCAGACAGCCAUCCUGUUGAUCACAACCAAUUCCGUGGUGCAACACGAUGCACUGGCUAAGGCCCUCGUCUUGUGUUUCCGACUGCAUUUCACCAAGGACAGCACCACCAUCAACACUGCAGCAGCCACCAUCAAGCAGCUUGUCAGCAUCAUCUUCGACAGGGUUGUUGCCGAGGACAGGAUUCAAACAAACGAGCCACGAGAAGCAAUGAAUACUGACGAACUGAAGGCAGGCAGCAGGAUUCCUCCCAAAUCACUCAGACCUUGUGCUGGAGAUGCGUAUCUCUUGUUCCAGGACCUGUGUCAGCUGGUGAAUGCAGACCAGCCCUUCUGGCUGAUGGGAAUGACGGAGAUGACACGGACCUUCGGCCUGGAGCUCCUGGAGUCAGUUCUCACCAGCUACACAUCAGUAUUCUCAAAGCACCCUGAGUUCAGCUUCAUGUUGAAGGAGAAGGUGUGCCCUCUCGUGAUCAAACUCUUCUCCCCGAGUCUCAAAUACCGCCAGGGCCUGCCGCCAGCCCCCUCACCCGCACCUGUUGAAAAACCAUUCUUUCCUAUCGUCAUGAGGCUUCUCAGGAUUGUGUCAAUACUCAUCAGAGGAUACUAUCAGUUACUGGUCACAGAGUGUGAGAUUUUCCUGUCUCUUCUUGUGAAGUUCCUGGAACCAGAGAAGCCAAUAUGGCAACGGAGCCUUGCCCUGGAGGUGCUACACAAGCUCAGCACGCAACACACUCUCAUCAAAUGUUUUUGUGAGUCAUAUGACAUGAAACCACAUUCCACAAAGAUUUUCCGAGACAUCGUGAACGCUGUGGGGGCUUUCAUACAGUCCCAGUUCAUGAGCAGCCCUGGUGGACCAGCAGGCCAGAGCAGUAACAAAUUACCCGACACCCAGGGGACGCCCCCUGCCCUGGUGGCGGGGCUGCCGGUGGGGGGAGGGGUCAGUCCCCAGCCGGCCUUCAUGUACCGAGGAGUAUGGAUUCCCCUGGUUGUGUCUAUUCCUUCUGCCCAGUCAAAACCUGUGUUCCUGGAGAUGUUGGACAAGAUUGACCCUCCAAUAAUACCUGAUGGGUAUGGAGUGUCGCUAGCCUUCUACUGCCUCCUGUCUAUAGUGAAGAGUGUCAAGCUGCUCAUUGAAGGGGAAAACGAUGAAACAUCCAGCAAGGAUGUUGUCAAGCCCAGUCCCAAACCCGCGCCAGUAAAAACAGAGGCAGAGCGGGUGUUACAUGAGGAACUGAUCAACUCCUCGUGGUGUGGGAUGCUAGCUGCACUGUCUCUUCUCCUUGAUGCUAGUACUGAUGAAAGUGCCACAGAGGCUGUCCUCAACUCACAGCAGGCGUACGCCAGUCUUUGUGGUCACCUCGGGAUGAACACCCCGAGAGAUGCGUUCAUCACAGCGCUGUGUAAAGCCUCUCUGCCCCCCCACUACACGCUCACCAUCCUUCACUCACAGGCCGGGGGAGCCUCAAGUCCUAAAGCGCCAAUAUUUGGCCGUACUCCAAGUCAGGAGGCUCAGGUUGGUGGGAUGGAGGCCAUUGAGAGGAGUCAGGUUGUGGCUGUCGGAUCUCCUCUGCCGACUGCAUCGCUGCCGGUCGGGGCUCAUCAGGGACCUGUCAUGCUGACCGCUAAGAACAUCCAGUGCAUGAGGGCUCUCCUGAGUGUGGCCCAUUGCCAUGGAGGGAUACUGGGCACUGCCUGGCACCUGGUGCUAACGACUCUACAGCACCUGGUGUGGAUCCUGGGCUUGAAGCCAUCCUCUAACGGCAGUCUAAAGGCGGGACAACAGAUCAGCGAGACCUCCACUAGUGUCAUCACAACCGCCGUCAUGGCCGACCUGCCGGUUCUCUCUGCCAUGUUGUCACGACUCUUUGAGAGUUCACAAUACCUGGACGAUGUGGCCCUUCACCAUCUGAUUGAUGCCCUGUGCAAGUUGUCUACCGAGUCCAUGGACCUUGCCUACUCCAACAAGGAGCCAUCCCUGUUUGCUGUUGCCAAGCUCUUGGAGACUGGACUUGUGAACCUGUCAAGGGUUGAGGUGUUGUGGAGGCCAGUCACAGCACACCUGCUGGAGGUAUGUGGACUUUAGUUGAGGGGGAUUCAGCUAAUCCUGAUAUUCUUUCCAGAUGACUGUUGCCAAGGAGAGCUGAACACUUUAAUUGUUUUGGUUUUGGUCAACUUUAGAUGCUGAUGAGGACCUUGUGAUUGGCUGACAUGAUUUGGUGUGUUUUUUUUGUGUAUGAUCUCUCACAAUUCUGUAUAGGUUUAUGUAUGCUUAUGACACAACAUGUAACAUGUUACAAAGACACAUCAGCUUUCUGACAAGGCUGAAAACAACUUUGUGAAUCUUUGAAAGCAUCAUAUUUUUGUGAUGGUGUUGAGUCAUUUGGUAAGUUCGGUUUGGGCUGAUGUCUCAGAAGCUGUAGCAAAUCACCCUUACAUAAAAUAAUACAAAAACAUCUCAACACAACAUGGAUUGGGCCUGAACUCAGCAUGGAUUGGGCCUCAACACAACAUGGAUUGGGCCUCAACACAACAUGGAUUGGGCCUGAACUCAGCAUGGAUGGAUCUCAGCACAACGUUGACAUGAUUUCAACACAAUGGAGACUGGACCUCGAGCAAGGAGGGGACCUGACCACAGCAGAUAUCACCUGACCACAAUAUGGCCGUAACAGAAGCAGAAAAUAGAUGUGACCUCAAUCAACAUUGAUGUCCCGUGAUGGUAGAUGGUUUCCGUCUUCAGAAUUGCUCCACAAAGGUGUUUUCCUGUUAGCUGUCGCCAGGUUCAGAAGACGGUGCACAUGUGGGUGAAAUGGAGAUCAAUCGAUGCCCAUCUGCAGGAGAUCAUCACCUUCUGGAGGAUGCCAUGAUUCAGGAUUCAAAUCCCUUGAUGCAGCAAGGACAGGAGAUUGAACCUUUGAGCCAGGAAAGAUUUUGUCCCACAUGACCAUUGAGAGAUGUAAGCACAGACUGAUUGAGAUGAGGUGGUCGUUGACUUGACUGGUUUUGUCUCAUUCAAUUGCUUGUCAUGAAUUCCCACUGGUUUGUCCAGACACAUAACAACUGGACUAGUACUGUGUCAGCCCGAUCUGUCGACAAAUGAAAAAUAGGAUGUUGCUUAUCGUCGACAGAACAAAAAACCCGGAGUAUCGACAUCGCGUGCUCAACAUACUGUGACGGUGUUAAUUAGUGAAGAGAAUGUUUGCUUAGU